Molecule: messenger RNA, 1759 nt
Organism: Cinara cedri
Lineage: Eukaryota; Metazoa; Arthropoda; Insecta; Hemiptera; Aphididae
Source: the annotation of a GenBank genome assembly
AUGGAAUUUGUGUUCAGUUCAUUAACGUACUUAUUGCUAAUCGUGUUGACCGCCGUGCUAUUGUUCCUGAUUCGAGACGAACUGAAAACGAAACCGGUAGACGACGUAGUCAAUAUGGGUCUAGUGGACGCUCCUGCUCCCAAAGCGUGGCCCAUAAUCGGACAUUUGUAUCUGAUGGCGCGAUACAAGGUACCGUACCGAGUGUUCGACGAAAUUAUGGCCGAUUUGGGUUCCGUUUUUCGAAUGGACCUGGGAUCGGUACCGUGCGUAGUCGUCAACGGGCUAAACAACAUCCGGGAAGUGAUAAUGAUCAAAGGGGACCACUUCGACAGCCGUCCAUCGUUCCGUCGGUUCAACCAACUGUUCAAAGGUGACAAGAACAACUGUAAGUAUCUAACUAGAAAAUAAAUCAAAUAUUAUAUAAAAUAUAUAUGCACCUAAUAUGUAUUAUAAUAAUAAUAAUAUUAAGGAUUUGACGAAUUUAUUAAACCCGAUUUGGUUUCUCGUAAUGUUUAGCUCUAGCAUUCUGUGACUGGUCCCAGCUACAAAAAACUCGGCGCGAGUUGCUGAGGGCUCACACAUUUCCCAACGCGACGUCCAACAUGUACGCCCGACUAGACAAGUGCUUGAAAACCGAACUAACUGAAAUAACGGACACAAUUGACGGCAUGGCCGACACCGGAUGCGUAGACCUGAAGAACAUUCUGCUGCACUCGUGCGCCAACGUGUUCAUGUCGUAUUUCUGUUCUACCCGGUUUUCCAGAACGUACGGCCGGUUUAGGGAGUUCAUCCGAAACUUCGACGACGUGUUCUACGAGGUGAACAUGGGUUCGCCGUGUGACUUUCUGCCCGGUCUGACGCCGCUGUACAGCUGGCACUUCCGCAAGAUACGCGCUUGGAGUUCGAAAAUCCGCGAAUUCAUGGAAACCGAGAUAUUCAACGCAAGGAAGGCGGCAUGGACGCCAGGAACCAAGCCAGUGGACUUUGUAGACAACUUGUUGGAUGCGGCCAUGCAGCCCGACCGGGACGACAGAUUCGAUUUGGACACCGGGCUAUUUUCGUUAGAGGACAUCAUUGGCGGCCAUUCGGCCAUAACCAAUUUCAUCGUCAAGACUCUGGGGUUCCUGGUGGACAGGCCGGACGUGCAGCGGCGCAUCCAAGAGGAAGCGGACGCCGUAAUCCGUGCUUCGGGAUCCAUCGGGCUGGCAGACCGUCCACAUAUGCCGUACACAGAGGCCGUGGUCUACGAAUCGCUUCGGCUAAUCGCCUCGCCAAUCGUGCCGCAUUUGGCGAACAGAGAUACGUCGGUCGACGGUAAGCAUCAGUCCCCCCAUCUCCAGGGACUAUAAUAGUGUAAUAUUUACAUGUGUAUACCGUUGUAUUGAUAUUAUAUUUUUAUUGUCACCGAACAGGCGUGAGAAUUCCGAAAGGCACGACUGUGUUCCUGAACAACUAUAGUCUGCACAUGAGCACGGAAUUAUGGACGAACCCCGAACAUUACAGCCCGGAGAGGUUCAUAAAUGCCGAGGGAAGGCUGGAGAAACCCGAAUACUUUAUACCGUUCAGUGGCGGCAAGCGAUCGUGCAUGGGCUACAAGUUGGUGCAGUUACUGUCGUUCUGCACAAUCGGCACGUUGCUGAGCAAGUACACGCUGAUGCCAGUCGAAGACGUGUCAUACGCCGUGCCCAAAGGAAACCUGGCCCUGCCGUUCGUCACGUUUCCAUUCAGAAUCAGGCCCAGGAGUCUGAAAAAACAGUAA